Cetraspora pellucida is the source of this 847-nucleotide messenger RNA. The record is from the annotation of a GenBank genome assembly. NCBI's taxonomy places the organism in Eukaryota, Fungi, Glomeromycota, Glomeromycetes, Diversisporales, Gigasporaceae.
UAGAUUUACUUGCUGAUGGCAAAGAUAUUGAUAUAACUGAUGAGAAUAUAAAACUUCUCAAUAUUAUAGAAAAUGAACGUCCAAGUGUUGAAAGGCUGUACAAAAGUACAUCAUGUAAUUGCGGACCAGACAAAAAAUGUUUUAUGAUGAUUCCACUAGAUGAAUUUUUAAUGCGCCGUGCUUAUUUUCAAUCUUUAUCUAAAAAUAUGCAGGAUAUUUAUCUUAUGGCACAAAUACUUGCAUUUGAUGGUGGUUUUAUGACAACAAAUAAAAAGCGUAACCGCCAAAAUAUGAGAACUUUUUGGCGAUAUAAUAAUAACAUUUUACUUUGUAAAAAAGUUUAUGAACAUAUGCAUGGUAUUUCUGAAACUCGUAUUAAAAAUAUUAAAAGACAUCUUAAAGAUAAUGGGCUUAGUAUACGACAUCAUGGAAAUGAAGGACGUACACCAACUCGACACUCUAUGGUAGUUAUUCGUAAUAAUAUUGUUAAACUAGUCCGUGAUUUUAUUAAUAACUAUGCAGAAGUACAUGGCUUACCAUCACCUGGCCGCCAUUUAUGUCGAGAUACACAUCAAACUAUUUAUCUUCCCACAGUUGAUACAAAAAAAAAACUUUAUAAUUUAUAUAUAAAUUCUAUUACAAAUUUUGAUGAAGCAAAAAUGAGUGAAUCUACAUUUUGCCGUUUAUGGAAUAUUUAUGCACCAGAAGUUCAAAUCAUGUCACCUCGAUCAGAUCUUUGUGAAGUUUGUCAGCGCCUUAAAUUUGAAAUUUCACAUAAUUAUGGUGAUACGGGUGUUAAAAUUAAUGAAUAUCUUGCUCAUAUUAAUUUAGCUCGUGGAGAGCGAGA